GGAAGUUGUUGUCAAGCGUCUGUAGCAUUAGCUCUGCCAGCAUCAAACACACAGAAACAUGUCUUUACUUUUCUCUUUUUAGAGCCGUAGACAUUAAAAAACAACUCUGGAGGAAGCCGUCGCCUUGCUGGAGCUAUACUUAGUUGUAAUGAUAAUUUCAUUUUCCUGGGCUAUUUAUUUUAUAUUUGUGUCGAAGCCAUUGUUUGGGAAAAACUAGCUAGCGUUUGCAAUGGGUCGAUGACACAGACUGCACUGCACCACAAGAGUUUGAGUGAACACCAGCUUCUUGCACUGGGGAGAAAGUGAAGAGGGAACAUGGAUUUCUCUAAGUUCCUGGAUGAUGAAUUUGAUGUGAAAGACUGGGUGAACGGAGCCUUCAAGGUGGUGCAGAAGGACGCUCCGGGGAAGGCGGACACACACGCAGCCACUCUGGUGAUGAAACUGCAGCUCUUCAUCCAGGAAGUCAACAAUGCCAUUGAGGAGAGCAGUAACCAGGCGCUCCAGAACAUGCCCAGAGUGCUGCGGGACGUGGAGGCUCUGAAACAGGAGGCCUCUUUCCUCAAGGAGCAAAUGGUUCUGGUCAAGGAGGACAUCAGGAAGUUUGAGCAAGACACUGUGCAGUCUAUGCAGGUCCUGGUGGAGAUCGAUCAAGUGAAGGGCCGCAUGCAGCUGGCAGCUGAAGCUCUGCAGGAGGCCGACAAAUGGAGCACACUGAGUGCAGACAUCGAGGAGACCUUCAAAACACAGGACAUGGCAGUCAUUUCCUCCAAGCUGACCAGCAUGCAGAACAGUCUGGCCAUGUUGGUGGACACUCCAGACUACUCUGAGAAGUGUGUCCACCUGGAGGCUCUGAAGAACAGACUGGAAGCUCUGGCCAGCCCUCAGAUAGUAGCAACCUUUAACUCCAUGUCUCUAGACCAAGCCAAGCUGUUUGUUAAAGUCUUCACAGAGAUAGAUAGGAUGCCACAGCUCCUUGCCUACUACUACAAGUGUCACAAGGGUCAGCUGGUGAGCAUGUGGCAGGAUCUCUCUCAGAGCGAGCUCAGUCUGAAUCAGCAGCUGUCUGAAUUCUACGACACCUUGCUCUCCUCGUGGCACUCUCAACUACAGUGGAGCAGCCAGGUUUUUAAGAACCCGUACGAGGUGGUGACGGUGCUGCUGAUCCAGACUCUGGGGGCCAUGGUGCCCUCCAUCCCCGUGUGCCUGAGCUCGGCUCUGGAGCGGUCAGCCCAGGAGCAGCGCCUCGACACGCUGCUGGAGCUCCAUCACACCACCUCCACCUUCGGACACAGCCUGGAGGCCGCCAUGCUGCCACACCUGGGUGAGAAUAAUCUGCUGAAGGUGACUGAGCUGGUGUGCUCGCUGUAUGACCCCUACAAGCCUUAUCAGCUACAGUACGGAGACCUGGAGGAAGCCCACCUGCUCAUCCAGAUCAGUGCUGUACCUCUGGAGCAUGGGGAGGUUAUUGAUUGUGUGGAAGAGUUGAGCCACUCUGUAGGGAAGUUGUUUGGCCUGGCCGGCGCUGCUGUGGACCGCUGCGUCAAACUGACAGACGGACUGGCUGUGUGCGGCCUCCUCAAAGCCCUCAAAGCUCUCUUCACCAAGUAUAUGUCGGACUUCUCCACAACCCUGCAGUCGAUCAGGAAGAAGUGUAAACUGGAGGAAACGCAGAGUUCUUCUGUUUUCCAGGAGGACUGGACAGCUUUUCAGAACUCUGUCAGGAUUAUUGCCACUUGUGGAGAACUGCUAAGACAAUGUGGAGCCUUUGAGCAGCAGCUGUCAAACAGGAUCCUGGGCUCGGCAGGUAAAUAUUUGUCGGACUCGUACAGCCCACGCAGCCUGGCAGGCCUCCAGGAGGCCAGCUCCACAGACAGGAGGAGCACCACCAAGAACCCCUGGCAGGAGUACAACUACCUUCAGAGGGGAAACAUGGCCGAAUACAACAGCCUGAUGGAAGUUCUCUUCUCCCUAAAGGAGAAGGGCACAGGUAACUCCAGCCUGUUAGUCGAGCCCAGAGCAGCUCUGAUCAGACUCAACCAGCAGGCCAACCAGCUGGCCUUCGACUCCGUCUUCCUGCAAAUCAAACACCAGCUCUGCCUCGUCUCCAAGAUGGAGAGACAAGAGGAAUCUGGGUUUGGAGAGAGCUACACAGAGGACCUGCCGACUUUCAGCCUGUCCCCGCAGGAGUACAUUACAAAUAUUGGUCAGUACCUGAUGUCUCUGCCUCUCCACUUGGAGCCAUUUGUGACUCAGGAGGACCCGGCACUAGAGAUGGCGUUGCAUGCUGGGAAGCUGCCUUUCCCUCCAGAGCAAGGCGACGAUCUUCCCGAGCUGGACAACACUGCAGAUUACUGGCUGGGCUCCAUCGCCCGGGCAACCAUGCAGACCUACUGUGACUCCAUCCUGCUCAUCCCCCAGCUGGGCCCCCAUUCCACUAAACAGCUGGCCACAGAUAUCGACUAUCUGAGCAACGUGAUGGACGCUCUGGGCCUGCAGCCGUCCCGCGGCCUGCAGCACAUCGUCACCUUGCUGAGGGCCAAACCAGAAGACUUCAGACAAACUGCCAAACUGCUGCCCCGCCGGCUGGCCUCCACCAUCGCCGCUGUCCGGCACAUCGACUACUAACAGCAGGAAGAGAAUAAAGGACCGUAGGUAAAAGAGAGCAGCACUCGGGACGUUGGAUAAAUGAAGAAUAAUGUGAUAUCAAUGGUUGGUUUACUUGUUACAGUCCCUUUUAAUCUCAAAUGUAGAGCAUUUUAAGAUAAGAUAAAUAGGAAUUGCAUUUAUGAGAAUGUUUAAAGAUUGAAAUUAGGGUGGUUCAGACUUUUUUAUACUGAUUUUUUUUUUGUGACUUUGAAUGUCCAACGGUGAUACUGCCUUCAAGUCAAGUCUCUUGACUCAACGUAUUUCAUUUCUGCAUUAUUUUAAGUUGCAUCUAACGAGCUAACAUUAUAUACAUCAGGGGAUGUUUGACAGCAUUUUAAAUCUAUAUGACUGAUAUAUUUGUUGUUGAUCAUUUGUAAGAAAAUAUAUUGAUCUAUUAUAUUAAAUUAAGGUAAUAUCUCUGAUAUGAGCUGUAUUGUUUUCUGUAAACUCGGCAGUUUACUUCCAAAGUUAAGGUGAAGGUGAGCUUUUUUUUCCAUGCAGUAUCAUAAUAAUUUGUACAUAAAACAUUGACACUAAAUAGAGCCUAUUGUGUUACUUUUUCAAUCAGUUUUCUUCCGCUAGAUGAAAUAGGGACUGGGGUGGAUUUGUAAUGUAAUAAAUCCAGUUUAUAAU
Messenger RNA from Trematomus bernacchii (emerald rockcod), 3279 nucleotides. It is a transcript of the gene cog7, whose product is annotated as component of oligomeric golgi complex 7. The transcript is spliced from 17 exons. Gene Ontology annotation, cellular component: COG complex. Lineage: Eukaryota; Metazoa; Chordata; Actinopteri; Perciformes; Nototheniidae. Gene Ontology annotation, biological process: intracellular protein transport; Golgi organization; retrograde vesicle-mediated transport, Golgi to endoplasmic reticulum. Bases 316 to 2625 code for a protein of 769 amino acids. The record is from RefSeq and is a predicted model, not a curated record.